Messenger RNA from Hypanus sabinus (Atlantic stingray), 9128 nucleotides. RefSeq names its product up-regulator of cell proliferation-like. Gene Ontology annotation, molecular function: GTP binding. The transcript is spliced from 4 exons. Bases 1025 to 5854 code for a protein of 1609 amino acids. The record is from RefSeq and is a predicted model, not a curated record. Lineage: Eukaryota; Metazoa; Chordata; Chondrichthyes; Myliobatiformes; Dasyatidae.
AUGGCUCUCUUCUCGUGCUCCCUCUCAGUACUCUCUUAGAAGUUUGUGAAGUUUCGGCCUGUCGUAUAAAACUUUGACACACUUCCAUUGAUUUGUGGUGGACAGUACAUUGACUGGUUGAAUUAUGGUUUGGUAGGGGAACACCAAAACCUUUGACUGGAAAGGUCCACACAAAGCCGUAGAUAUGGCCGAUCCCAUUCUGGGUACAUUGUGUGUCCCACACCACGAACCUUCGGCUCACAGCAACAUCGACAGGAAACUGCAGACACGGGAAUCUGAGAUAUUAUUUCUCCAGACUGAAGAAAGCUGACUUCAUUUCUCCGGUGACAACCUGUGUGUCCCACACCACGAACCUUCGGCUCACAGCAGCAUCGACAGGAAACUGCAGACACGGGGAAUCUGAGUGAACAACCCACCCUUGCUGCUCACCAAUCAGCUGUUUCCACUGACACACAUCACUUCCUGAAUGGUGACAUCACCUCCAGCUCUUCCAAUGGUCUCGACAAGAUGCUGCCUGACCUGCUGAAUAUUUCAACGAUUCUCUGAUUUCACCCCAGGAAAAAAUUCUGCAGAAUCUUCAUUACACUCCCUUGAGAGAAAGUGUAUCAUUCAUUUACUACGGUCAACAAGUUUGUACCCAGUCCUCCUGGUGUGGUGUCAUGAAGACCAGUUAUAAUUCUGUGACCAAUUCCAGGUUGCCAUGGUGAUCACCUACCGACUGUACUCAGUACACACUGUGCCAGGACAACGAUCACCAGCCAGAGGCACGAAACCAUUCAGCCCUGUGAUCCUGGGACAGGAGCUGUGUAUUCCAAUAAGACAUCAGGCACAGCAAAUAUCCAGGACAGGAAUCAAGUGAAAACCAUAAAUCUUUGGAGACAAGUUUUAUCUUUGUGAGAAUUCAAGAAACAGAACAGUACUCCUAUUCCCAAAACACCCCAAUCAGCACGUCGCUCCCCGAAGUAGUCCCACCUCUAAGAAAGAGAACAGAGAUUCCAGGAGAACACAGAGCGCAUCAGAGACGAUGACGAACAUUUUACCUGGUGGAAAUAAUGAGUCUGUAAAUCUCAGCCCCCCACAAAUUGUAAAGGAUUUGGGAUUACAGGAUCUAUAUCCUCACAAAUUGUCUCUUCAGACCGUGCGGGAGGUGUCCCAGGAUAAACCAGAGGACAGCAAACCAACUUGUGCAGAAGAUCUUCCCUGGCGAUUUCUCCAAAGGAUCCUCUCAGCCAAUUCACUGGCGAGGAAUCCUGACUGGCCACCUGAUCUGUCCUUGGACAGUGAGGAUGAAGAUGAUGAUGAUGAAGACUUCAGUGAUUUCUUUGAAGUUAAAGGACAUGGGAAUCAUGGGAUGAAUCCUCUGGAUAUCAUUGCUGCCAUUUUCCUCUGUGCUGACCACUCUCUCCAGCAGGAACUGAUGCUGAAGAUGUCUCUGUGCCAGUUUGCAUUACCCUUUCUGAUGCCAGACACUCACAGUCACCCCAUGGACAAGGUGAGGGGACCCACAGAAGGGCCUGGUGCCACCCUUCUCCUCUGGGCCAUGAGGCCCAUUGUUAAAACAUGGUGCCCACAUUCUCCUACAGACAGCAGCCCCGUUGUGGAGGUGCCCAUCGUGACAGCGGCCAUGCCAACGGUGUCCUUCCUCAGACUGGGAAGGUGCACAGUGUCCAAAUCCCGAAUCCUCAAUCUCACCCUGAGUCAGGCACAGCUGCAGCAGAACAUCUUCCUGCACUCCGAGAUGGAAUGUGGGAAUGUGCCCCGCAGGAUAUCCGAUGGAAUGGCUGAGAUCAGCUGGUAUCUCCCUUCUGGGAAGAGAAACACGGAUAUUUUCCCAGAGGCUGCUGCAUUCAUUAACCUCCGAGGCGAUGCUGAAACUUUCCAGGGAAACGCUCGGUUUCUGGCAAAAGUAUCUGCUGCUCUCUUUAUUUUCAUUGAUGUUAUCGGUGAGAAGGAACGAGAAUUCCUCACCUCUCUCACACAGUCACCAACAAAACUCUUUCUCAUAGUCAACACCCACAUCAAUCAGCAACACAUAACCCCUGAGCAGGUGAAGAAUCUGUUCAAAGAUCUAAAGUUAGAACGUCAACAACGCAUUCUUCGGACAAAUGUAAAUGAGGCUAAACUUGUGGAAAAGCUCCGUUCUCAGAUCAAACAAGUAAUUCUAAUGAGGGACAGGGACCAGACCUUGCUGAGCCUGGAGAAAAUGGCUGACAUUGCAAUGGAAAGUGGGAUUGAGGUCGGCGAACGUCAACCUGAAAUACAACGAGCCAAGGAACUGACCAAAAUACUGGACAGACUUGACUCAGGAGACAUUACUGGGUAUAAAAGGAGAGUGUUGCCCUUUCAUGGAGAGCCCUGGCAAGGGUUGUCUAAAGUUGAAAAAGAGAAAUCGCGGAUGAAACUCCGUGGGGACAGAACCACAGUCGUGUAUAACCACCAACUGGACCAGGAGAAGAACAGAAUCCGGGAAGCUCAGCUCAGACAGAGUCUGUCGGACGAAAUGCGGCUGUUCAUUGAAUACCUCACCCGUCAUGGUGGGGUUGACAGAGCCAUUUCCCUACAGUGGCUGAAGCUGGAACUGGACAGUAAAUCACGGGAAGUUAUGGCAGGAUUGCGUAGAAUUUAUAAAGAACUGUGCAAAGACUCAAAGCAGAAGGUGAAGGAACUGAAGGAGUUGGAUCAGAAGAUGUCUGAUAGUUCCCUGGGACUCGAGCAUUUCAUGAGGGAACUUGGCCAGAUUUAUGAACUUUCAGUGACUCGACACAACGUCACCCGAAGGACACAGAUCCACCCAAAGGUGUCGCAGUUCCCAGGGGUUGCUGCUGAACUGUUGCUGGAAGGGUUCCCACUGGAACUCAUCGAUGGAGACGUUUCCAACGUUCCCAUUCCAUGGAUCACUGCCGUACUCACAGAGCUGGCCAACAAAGUGGGAAGAGCUUGCCGAGUGUUUGUGCUGACAGUGAUCGGAGUUCAGAGCUCGGGCAAGUCCACACUCCUCAACACAAUGUUCUGUUUGCGGUUUGCUGUGAGCAGCGGCCGAUGUACUCGAGGGGCCUACAUGCAGUUGAUCAAAGUCACAGGGAGCCUGGCCGAGGAGCUGGGCUGUGAGUUCAUCCUGGUCAUUGACACAGAGGGGCUGAGAGCCCCAGAACUCGCAACACUGACAGACAGCUACGAGCACGACAAUGAGCUGGCAACGUUCGUGGUUGGAUUAAGCAACUUAACGUUGGUAAACAUCGGGAUGGAAAAUCUGUCAGAGAUGAAAGAUAUUUUACAGAUUGUUGUUCAUUCCUUAAUCCGCAUGAGGGAGACAGGAAAAGGGCCAAAGUGCAUAUUUGUGCACCAGAACGUCGGCGAUGUGAGUGCGCACGAGCAGAAUCUGAGAGGCCGUCAGAAACUCCUGGAGCAGCUGGAUAAGAUGACAGAGGCUGCAGCAAAGCUGGAGAAGGUAGACCGAGUAACGUUCCGGGAUGUGAUGGACUAUGAUGCUGACAAGGACAACUGGUACAUCCCUGGUCUGUGGCAUGGUACACCCCCAAUGGCUGCAGUCAACACCGGCUACAGUGAACACGUCUCCCAACUGAAGAAGAACCUAAUUCAGUGUCUACUCCAACGGAGCAAAAGCCAAAGAGCUUUCACUAUUCCGGACUUUAUCAAAUGGAUGGCUGGGCUUUGGGAGCAGGGGAAACACAAAAAUUUCAUUUUCAGCUUCCAGAACAGCCUGUUCGCAGAGGCUUACAACCAUCUCUCCGUGAAGUACAAGGACUGGGAGUGGGAACUCCACAAAUUCACUCACUCCUGGGGAAAUGAGGCUGAAAAUAGAAUCAGCAAUGCCAAAGGAGAUCUCACCGAACUGCUCCAUAAUCUGGAGAGGGAGAUGAGGACAGAGAUGAACAAAAGGGAGGGUGUCACUCUGGAUAAACUACAAGCUCUGUAUGAAAGUGGGGCUGAUAACGUGUAUCUGAUGGAGAAAUACAGAGAGGAAUUUAAGCACAGCAUCUCCAGUUUAUGCAGCCAACUUCAGUGCGAUUCAACGCAGAGAUGUAGAGAUGCCGUGAGUAGACGAGUGGGACUACAGGGAGUGGAUGAUAUUUGUAAUAACUUUCACAAGCAGAUUGGAGAACAGGUGAAGGAGCUUUUACAGAAGUGUAAAGCAGCAAAUCGGGAGUUGGGUCAACAGGAAUUGCAAAAUGAAUUUGAAACAAUGUGGAAAAGUACACUCUCUCAGCUGGAGUAUCAGCCCUGCAGAAAAAGAAAGAUUGAACAGGAGAUUGAAAAUCUUCUCAGAGAGGAAACAAAAACUCAAGGGAGAGUGAUUAAUGAAAGGCUAAAAGGUAACAAUCUCUGUGAACUGGGGACCCAGUACUUUCAGAUUGAAGAGAAACACAUCAAUGUGUCACGUUGGAGAUGGGGUACAAGUAAACACAUUCCAUCCAGAUUGAAAUCAGAUCUCGAUCAAGCAGCAAUGAUUACAAAGCCCAUCGAGGAUGAAUGCAGACAUUGGAUCACUGACAUCACAAAAAAGGACAUGGAUUAUGACAAAAAAUAUUGCAUUGAACUUUUGAACAUGAUAGAGGGAAACGUUGACAAUAUUUCACAUCAAAACUUUUCAAUGUCUGAGGUUUUCAAGGCCGAGUUUAAACUUCACCUGUGUGGUUACGCUGUACCAAGAUUCCAGGAGAUGCACAGGAGGUUUAUCCACAACCACGACCCACAGAGAAGACUGGAAAACAUGAAAAGUCAAUACUUUGAUCUCUUCAUGGAUAUUUACACAGAGCAGGAUGAGAACCAGAGACAAGCAGAACGAUUUGCACGAUCUUGUUUCUUGCCAGCUCUCCGAGACGCCACCCUCAAGACUCUCAGCGUGAACAUCGUGGAUGAUAUGAAAAAACACGACCCUGAGCGACAGUACAGUCUCCGCAACAACUUCACUGUGGCCCUCCUGGUCCACCUGAAACAAACACAUCAAUUUGAUGAAUAUCUCCGGUACAUCAGAGAUUUUGAGAAUUUCGCCAAAGACUGGCUCCAUCAGCAAGUUAUUAAACACUGCAAGACAGAACACGAUGGGGAGAGCACAUUUACCCGUCUGGCUAAAGAAAUCCUCACAGAGAUCACUGGGCAAGCUAAGGACAUUGUUCAGGAUGCAGUGAAGCAGAACUUUGCUGGAAAUGCUCAGAGCUUCCUAAACACGUUUGUUGAAAAGUUAAACACAAGAAUCUCGAUGCCCAAAGAUGAGAUGAAACUUGUUCUGUUUCAGAGUGGCAGUGAUGGCAAGAAAUGUGCAGAAGCCAUUCUGCCAUGUAUUGAAGAGAUGGAGAAGAAACUCCUCGAUGAGGUAAAAGGCUGGGAUGUCAAAGCAAAGAUUGAAGAAUUAUCCAUUAAACCCAGGGAGGAGUUGUUCAAAGGGUUAUUCAAUUGUACAAAGAAAUGUCCUUUCUGUGGGGUUUUCUGUGACUCAGAGACCCCGGUUCACUCACAACACUCCUGUAAACAGCACAGACCUAGAGGACUCAACGGAUGUCAAUUGAUAGACAGUGAACGUCUUGCAAUGGGUAUCUGCACAGCUUCAGUCGCAAGUGAUAGAUCAUUCCAAAGUAAAGACACAAAUGGGAAAUUCCAUCCCUACAAGGAUUAUCAAACAGUCAAUGAUUACUACAAAUCCUGGAUUAUCCAAAGGGAGAUCUCCGCACAGGCAGCAUCCUAUUGGAAGAAGGUUUUCUACACUUUCAAUCAGCAGUUUGCUGAUGAAUACGGAGCAAAGCCUGCAGAGAUCAAUGAAAGCUGGAACAUUGACUGGGAUGUGGUGAGGGAAGAAAUGAACAAGAUGUAUAAUACAACCAUUCUGUCUUGGUAAUGUCUCUUUAAAUGGCGUUACUCAGUGAGAGACAGACAAAGGGAAACUGUGUCGGAAGGAUUGGACAGAAUAAAACAAAGUGUGUUCAAAUCCAAAUCCAAUCACAAGUCAUCAAAAUAAUUAGCAGAGCAGAGGGAAUGUUUCAUUCCUAUGUUCAUGGUCAAUAAAGUCCUCACUUACUCUCCCUUUCCCCAUAACUCAAGUCCUGGCAACAUCCUUGUAAAUUGUCUCUGCUCUCUUUCAAGCUUAUUAAUAUCUUUCCUGUGGGGAGAUGACCAGAACUGCACACAAUACUCCAAACUAGGCCUCUCCACAGUAUUGUCCAGCUUCCAAAUCCCAACUCCUGUAAUCAGUGCCCUGAUUUAUGAAGGAUAAUGCACCAGACACUCUCUUUAUGACCCUAUCUACCUGUGAUGCCUCUUUCAAUGAUGGCUCUGUAUUUCCAGUCCCUUUGUUCUACAUCAACAUUAUUCCCACCCUUAUCCCGAUAUCCCUGAUCCCUCUCAUUCCCAGAAAUAUGCUGAUCUUGCUUUUGAGCAAGCCAAUCCCUGAGCUUCUCUCUACAGCUCCAGGGUGGAGAAUCUUUGCCCCUCAUCUCCACUCACAUUCCCAUUUCAGUAAACUUGGAAAUGUUACUUUUGGUCUCCUCAGGGAAAUAACUGACUGUGAAUAACUGGGGCCCAAGCACUGAUCCCUGUCUGAAACACCCCACGGAUCACAGACCAGUCAUGUGAGAAGGACACAUUCCUUCCUGCCAUUUCCUUUCUCUAUGUUAACCAAUGUUCAGUCCAUGCUGGAAAUCUCUCCCAGUUCCAAGUGCUCUCGUCUUCUAUCCCAACUCCAUCUGCUCUGAACUUGUUCACCAACCUCCAGUGAGAGACCUCAUCAAUAACCUUCUGAAACUCCAAAUACAUCACAUCUACUGGUUCCCCCUGAACGACUUCACUCGAUACUUCCCCAAAGACCUCGGAAAGACCAGUCAAAUGUGACUUCCAUUUCAUUAAUCCAGGCUGACUCAACUCACUCAUAAUAUUUUCCAAUGACCUUGAUAUCACAUCCUUCAUUGUAGAUUCCACCAUUUCUCUGAAUGCCAGUGACAGGCUAACAGUUUGGUAGCUCACUGUUUCCUCUCUCCCUGCACUCUGGAGGAGUUCAGAGAGUCUGUGGUCUGCUGACCUGAUCCACUGAGUUCCAGCAGCUCGUUUUUCAUCCCAGAUUCCAGUCCCUGCAGACCCGUGUGUUCCCAGCAGACAUCACUGAGCAGCUUCAGCAGGCAGCUCAUUCCCUUCAGCACAUUGAAUAAAGCACUCUGCUCACACACUGUUUCUCCUCCCUCAGAUGCUGCCCGACCUGCUGAGCAUUUCCAGAUUUCCAGCCUCUGCAGUUCUUUCAUUGUCACUGACUCUGUCUGACCGUGUGAGAUUUUCUAAACACCUUGUCAUCGUUCCUUCAGUGUGUGUUCAGCAUUUUCCCAGUGGCAGACAGCAAGACACCGAGUUUCCUGCUCUCUACCUCCGUCCUUUCUGAAAUGGGAUCCUUACAUUUGUAGUUUUCCAAUCAGCUGGGCCCAUUCCAGACUCUGGGAAAUCCUGGAACAUCCCAGCAAACUGGAACGCCAACAUUGGAUCAUGUAACCGUGUAUCAGAGUACAGGCCUCUUCCCCGUGAUAUUGUGCCAACAACUUAAACAACUCCAAGAUAAAUCUAGCCCCUCCCUCCCACAUGGCCCUCCAUUUUUUCUGUCACCCAUGUGUAUUUAAGAGUCUAUCAAAUGCACCUGAUGCCUUUGCCUCUACCACCAGCCCAGGAGUGUGUUCCACACCGACCACUCUCUGUGUAAAAAUAACUUACCUCUCCUGUACUUUCUCUCCAAAACUUUAAAGUUAGGCUCCCUCAUAUUAGCCAUUCUCCCCCACAGAAAAAUGUCUCCGGCUGUCCAGUCGAUCCAUGGCACUUAUCAUUCUCUACACCUCUAUCAAAUCACCUCUCAUCCUCAUUGUCUCCAAAGAGAAAAGUCAAGCUCACUCAUGAAAUACAAUGUUGGAAACUGCAUGGUGAUGCACUUUGGCAGGCUGUUUUCUAAAUGGGGAAAAAGCAACAAUCUGAGUUACAAAGGGAUUUCGGAGUCCUUCUGCAGAACAUAAAGGUGAACUUGCAGGUUGAGUCAGUGGGCAGGAAGGAAAUGUUAGCAUUCAUUUCAAGACGUCCAGAAUACAAGAGCAGGGAUGUGAUGCUGAGGCUUUAUAAGGCACAGGUGAAGCUUUACCUUCUGUAUUGUGAACAAAUUUUGGCUCCUCACUGAAGAAAACAUAUGCUGGCAUCGAAGAGUGAAUUUGUGGAAUUUGUUACCACAUGCAACUUUGGAGGCCAGGUCAUUUGGUGUUUUUAAGGCAGAUAUUGAUAAGUUCUUGACUGGCUACAGCAUUAAAAGUGAUAGGGAGAAGGCUGGGGUGUGGGGUUGAAGAGGGGAAAAAAGGAUCAGCCAUGAUUAAAUGGCAGAACAGACUCGAUGGGCCAAAUGGCCAAAUUCUGCUCAUCUGUCUUAUGAUCUUUUGGUCUUUAUUCCAGACAACAUCCUGCUUCAUCCCCUCUGCACCCUCUCUAAAGCUUCCACACCUUUCCUAUAAUUAGCAGCCAGAACUGAACAUAAUAUUCCAAGUGUUGUCUGACCAGGGUUUAUUGAGCUGCAACACGACCUCAUAGCUAUUGAACUCAAUAUCCUGAUGAGUGAAGGCCAACAUACCACACGCCUUAUUAACUACCCUGUCAACUAACAGCAGCUUUGAGGGAUCUAUGGAUUUGGACCCCAAGAUCUUGCUGCUCCUCAACAUUUCUAUGAAUCCUGUAUUCUGCCUUGACAUUUCACCUUCCAGAAUGAAUCACUUGACCCUUUUCUGGAUUGAAGUCCAUCUGCCACUUCUCAGCCCAGCUCUGCACCCUGUCAAUAUCCCGUUGUAACCUACGACAGCCUUCUACACUAUCCACAACUCCACCAAUCUUCAUGUCAUCUGCAAAGUCACUAACCCCACUUCCAUUUCCUCAUCCAAGUCCUUUGUAAAAGCCACAAAGAGCAGGGACCCCAGAACAAAUCCCCAUGGAACACAUUGGUCAUGGAUCUCCAGGCAGAAUACCCUCCCUAAACUCCCACCCUCUGCCUUUGUUGGGCAAGGCAAUUCUGAAUCCAUGCAGCCAUGUUUCAGAUCCCAUAACUCCUGGCUUGUGAAUGACUCUACCUGCGGAGAGGAAGGAGGAGAAGCAGGAGGAGGAUCAGGACG